Molecule: messenger RNA, 2403 nt
Organism: Geodia barretti
Lineage: Eukaryota; Metazoa; Porifera; Demospongiae; Tetractinellida; Geodiidae
Source: the annotation of a GenBank genome assembly
ACAAACAAGGGUGUGGGAGGAACAGAUAAUUAUGGCAACUAGCGUCGAGGAACAAACACUGAGUGAUAGAGACGUUGCUGAAAUAGUUCAAGAUAUAUUUGAUGUGCAAAAUGAGACCGAAGCUUUAGGACGUGUUUUGAAAUUACCUAAAGCCACGGUGGAAUCGAUUCAUCGACAACAGCAUUCUAGACCGAAGGAUCGCCUAUUUCAUAUCAUUGAUGAGUUUGUAAAACAAGUGGAGCCAAGACCGACAUGGAAAGUCAUUGCAAAUGCAUUGAGAAGUCCUCUUAUUGGGCAACCUCGUUUGGCUCUGGAUAUUGAGAGGAAACACUGUACCAACACUGAAGCAAAUGCAAUUAGGAGCUUGCAGGCGGAGGAUAUUGAAGUAGCUGUGGCUCAAUAUCUAUUAAAAGAAAAGGUAGAGCAGUUGCAAUCAGAAAAUGACGCACUGAAGCAGCAGUUGGCAAGGAAGGAAAUAGAGUUGAUGAGGGCAGAGGAGACUGUAAGAAAAGAGCAGCAGGCUAUUCAGGAGAUGAGACAGAGAGAGACUGAGUUAGUACAAGCCAAAGACAGGGAGAUAGCAAAGAUUCAGGGGCUAAUGAAACACAUGGAGCAGCAAAUUCAGAAGAUGGAACAGAUUGAGACUGUUUCAGUGGACGCCAAAGACAAGGAGCUCUCUGAAACUCAAAAGGAACCUAGUCAGGAAGGAGACAAUGAAUGUGGGUUUCUAGUAACUGAAAGCUUGCAGCAAAGCGGGACAGAAGCGGAGACAGAAAAUCAGUCGGAAACAGCCAUGUGUCAAUCAUUGAACCUUGGAGUUAAGCUAACAGAGGAUGCUGAACCGCCCUUGACUCAGGAAAACGAGUGGUUUACAAGGGAUCAAGAGCAUCUACAACCAAAGGAGCAGGAGACUGAGUCUGGAAGCAGUGAACCAGCCAAGUCACAAGAGAAAGAGAACACAAUCAAGACUCUAGUAGCUGAGAACCUACAGGAAAUUGAACCGACAAUGGAGGAGGCCGAGCAGUCUUCGUUCUACACAUGCAAAGUCAGUGGACCUGGUCUAACAUCAGCCACAGUCAACGAGCCAACGCACAUCCUAGUCGAAUUAACCGACUCUCACGGCAGGCCACUCCCACUACAGCAUAACGUUACUGUGAAACUCGAGCUCGUUCCAAACGCUAAAUAUCCCACCCCUGAGACCACGCUGACUAGAUGGUCUAAGAAACCACCUGAAAUGAGUGUAUCAGUAGAUAUGAUAUCUACCUUCCAAUACAAGGUGCUUUACACAACAGUCACCCGAGGCCAAUACUCGCUCCACAUUUAUAUUAAUGACCAGGAUACCAGGGGAAGCCCCUUCCAUAUUACCGCAUUCUUUCAUCCUAAUCAGAUAGGCCCCCCUGUAAAGAAAAUCACUGAUUUAAAAGCACCUUACUGCAUAUCUUCAUUCAGUAAUAGAGAAAUAGUUGUCACUGAAAGUAAAAACCACACGUUGUCGGUUUUUGAUAAAAACGGAGGAAAGAUUCGAACAUUUGGGUCACAUGGUGAGGGUCCAGAGGAAAUGAUAGCCCCAAGAGGUGUAGCUAUUGACGAUACAGACAAAAUAUAUGUGAGCAGUGAGCACAAGCUUCAGAAAUUCACUCGCGGUGGUCAACUGAUUAAAUUUGUAGGUCAAAAGGGCAGCAAGGAGGGGGAGUUUGAUAGACCUCGUGGAAUAGCGCUGUACGGCAAACAAGUGUAUGUAUGUGAUAAGAACAACCACCGCAUUCAAGUAUUUGACCUUGACUUGAACUUUGUUCAAUCCAUCGGCUCACGUGGCAGAGGAAGAGGUGAAUUCAAUCAGCCACAAGAUGUCGCUUUUGAUGCUAAUGGAAAAAUGUAUGUUGCCGACUGUUUCAAUAAAAGAGUGCAAGUAGUAGAUGCCACUGGCCAAUUCAUACAAGAAUUUGGGCGAGAAGGAGAAAGGAAACUCAGUGGUCCAUCAGGUCUUCACGUUGUUGACAAGUAUGUGUAUGUGUCUGAUUACACUGCAGACAGUGUUCUAGUGUAUGACACCGAAGGGAAGUUUGUAGCCGUAUUAGGAAAACGUGGGUGGUUCGGAUCUCGUCCGAGCAGUGAAGUUGACUUUUAUCAUCCGUAUGGUAUCACAUCUUGUGCUGACGGCUUUAUUUAUGUGUGUGAUCGCUGGAACAAUAGGGUACAGAUAUUUUAAUUUGUGUGAUUUUUGUAUAGGAGCCUUUUCAAUUUCGAGAUCUAUUUAUGCUAAUUAACAAUAUUGACUCUUCUAGCAUCAUUGUGUACUUUGUUCAGCGAUUUUGAUUUUAAUAUCACUGCCUGUGCAAAAUGUAGCUACGUUUUGUACCUUCAGCGUUUUCUCCUACAUUUCGGCAUCCGGCGAAUAUAUUU